This is a messenger RNA of Colius striatus (speckled mousebird), 2530 nucleotides long. RefSeq names its product proline rich 16 (gene PRR16). The record is from RefSeq and is a predicted model, not a curated record. Gene Ontology annotation, biological process: positive regulation of cell size; positive regulation of translation. NCBI's taxonomy places the organism in Eukaryota, Metazoa, Chordata, Aves, Coliiformes, Coliidae. Bases 78 to 998 code for a protein of 306 amino acids. The transcript has 3 exons.
GACGGGGCUGGGCGGCCAGCGGCCGCCGCGGUCGUCUGACCUGCGUGCCCCCUGGCCGCGCCGGGCUGCCCCGAAGGAUGUCCGCCCAGUCCAAGGGGACCAUAUCCUCCUCCUCGUCGCCAUCCGAGGGGCCGCCAGCAGCCUCUAAAGCCAAGGUGAAGGAGCAGAUAAAGAUCAUCGUGGAGGAUUUGGAAUUAGUCCUGGGCGACCUGAAAGACGUGGCGAAGGAACUUAAGGAGGUGGUUGACCAGAUUGACACUCUGACAUCUGACCUACAGCUGGAGGAUGAAAUGACAGACAGUUCCAAAACGGAUACACUCAACAGCAGCUCCAGCAGCACAACAGCUUCUAGCUUGGAAAAAGUCAAGGUGAGGGGCAGUGCACCGCUCAUCAAGCCACCCACGCACCCUUCUGCUAUCCUCACUGUGCUGCGGAAGCCAAACCCACCCCCACCUCCACCAAGACUGACUCCUGUCAAAUGUGAUGAGCCUCUGAGGCUUCCUCCUUCAGCCAACCCUGUCAAGACUAAUGGCACCCUGCUGCGAAACGGGGGCUUGCCAGUCGGGGCCAAUCGCAUCCCAAAUGGAGAUAUUUGCUGUAUACCUAGCAGUAAUUUGGAGAAAGUGGCAAUGCAACCUCUAGCACACAGAGCUGAGAAAGAGCGGUGUCCUCAGUCAGGAGCAAGGGAACGCGUACGGUUCAGUGAAAAAGUGCAGUACCAUGGCUACUGCCCUGACUGCGAUGUUCGGUAUAACAUCAAAAACAGGGAGGUGCACUUGCACAGCGAGCCUGCCCAUGUCAUGGGAAAGCUGCCCCACCAGUGCCCUCCUCUGCCACCUCCACCACCUCCACUCCCUCCAUUUCCUCUGGAAAAUGGAGGUUUGGGCAUAAGUCCCAGUAAUAGCUUUCCUCCUCCAAGACCUGCGACUGUGCCUCCACAAACCGCACCAAAACCCCAGAAGACCAUCUUGAGGAAGUCAACCACUACAACAGUGUGAUGUAUGCCACUCAAAGCAACUCUUUGGGUUUCUUCCUAUACAUAAACAUAAAUAGGUAAUGAGCACUUUCUACUUGAGCAAUAAAAAGGUCCAUUGUAUUACUCCCUGUGUCCAGUGAAGUGGCAUAAAAAUCACAUGCACCUUCAGGCUUGAAGAAAUAUCUAUAUCUGGAGGCAUGUCAGUUAAUUUCUUGCAUAUCAGAUUCGUCAUUGUGACUUCUUGCAGGCCAGAUCUGAGAAGUAACCAGGAACCCAACCCUCCAUGAAGAAUGGAAAAGCCCCUCAAGUCUGAGCACAAAUGAUCACGAGUGUAAUCUGUAUUGAAUCAUCCUUCUCAGAUCUGAUAGCUACAAGCUGAGUCCUAGCAAAAGCCACAGCCUUAAAUUCCCUUUAGUGGGGAAGAAGAAUAAAGAGGACAAAAUGUCUUCCCCCGUUGCAGGAACUGCUCUCUCCAAACCUGACACUGGACUUCUGUGCUGAGCAACCAGUAUAACAAACAACGUAGUUUCUGCGAGUCCAGUCAGUGUCCAAAAAUAUUUCAAUAUGUAGCCAAAAGGAGAAUUGAAGCAUUUAGGUGAUAACAGAAAAUUAAUACAUUUUCUGUAACAGAAGAAUGUUACUUUCUGUGCGGAAAGAAGACCUCUGUCAUCCCUUGUACAUAUUCAAAGCCAUACAGGAACGGGGCAUCAGUGAUGUUAAAUUGCUUAGAAAGACGCUGUCUCCUGUCCUCCACUCGACUUUGAAGAAGUUCAGCUGUUAAAGAUUGCAUCUCAAUGCACUUCUAGUAUUUGCACUGUCACUUCCAUUCAGGGUAAUGAUGUGCGCCACCAUUUGCACAGAUGGCCCCAGGAGAUUUUUGACCACAACAAGCUAUAUUUUGCCGGGGCUUCAAGAGGAAUUAAAAAGUUAGAAUUGAAGAGAAACAUUUACACUCUCUUUCACUAUGGGGAUCUCUUCACAGAAAGGACUAUGGUCCUUUCUUAGGUUUAAAUAAAUAAAUACAUAUACAUACAUAUAUAGAUAUAUGUAUAUAUAUGGAAAAGCAUAAGAAAAUGAUAGAGUGUAUUUGAAAAGGGGAUAUAAUCUUUUCUAAUAUUAUCCAUUUUUUUAUCAUAUUAGCAGCCAAGAAAUUUAGCCUAUUGAAUUAUACAUCCAAACUGUUCCUAUUGAACACUGACAUUGUAGUCCCAGUUACUGUUAAAAGAGUCAUUUGUAAUAAGUAUUUGACAUAAAAUUUUUCUAGCCAUUUGUCUAUACUUCAUGGAGAAAUCUAAUAGAUAAGCAGCAUUUUCAGUUUAUUUUUCUAAAUAAAUGUGUGGUUGAUAUUAUUUGCAAUCACUAAUUUUGGCUGGUUUUCGUUAUCUCCAAAAUAGAUUUAACUACAGAACCAAAAAGCAGGAUUUGUUUGUUUGUGUUAAGCUAUAAUGAUUUGCUGACUGAAAGCUUUAAUAUAAAUACUGUAAUUUGUACACUGAUGAAGUAUAUUUAUACAGGCAAAUAUGUAUGGAAAACAAAUGGAGGUAUUUUAACUCU